Candida dubliniensis CD36 is the source of this 2838-nucleotide messenger RNA. It is a transcript of the gene IFF3, whose product is annotated as Iff3p. The coding region runs from base 1 to 2838 and encodes 945 amino acids. The record is from RefSeq and is a predicted model, not a curated record. NCBI's taxonomy places the organism in Eukaryota, Fungi, Ascomycota, Pichiomycetes, Serinales, Debaryomycetaceae. The transcript has a single exon.
AUGCAACUAUUCCUGAAUAUCAUUGUUUCCCUCGCUUUGCUCACCCAGCUAGUCUUUGCUCUCGAGAUCACCGAAAACAAAAUCGAUAGAGGCACUGUCACCCUAAACCUAGGCGAAAUCACUAUUUACCCUGGGGCCUCCUGGUCUAUCAUCGACAAUGCUUACACCAACUUUGUUGGUAAGUUAGACGUCAGAGCCGGUGCAGGGUUGUACAUCUCCCUGACCUCUCAUCUUUUGGCCCUUCAAGUCAGUUUAACAACGUUGCUCCAUUCCAUCACCAACAACGGGGUCGUCUCCUUUGACUCGCGUGUUUCACGGACUUCAUCCUCCUACGACUUGCGAGGCGUUUCCUUCACCAACAACGGGGAAAUGUAUUUUGCUGCUUCCGGCGAGUUCUCCAGCUCCACCGCACUCACUUCUGCCCUGUGGACCAACACCGGGUUAUUGCUGUUCUACCAGAAUCAAAGAACCUCGGGUACUGUCAGCCUUGGUUUGCCCUUGGGUUCCAUCACCAACAACGGCCAAAUCUGUUUGAAUAACCAGGUCUACGAGCAAACAACCCAGAUUAAGGGUUCGGGUUGUUUCACUGCAAAAGGCGAUUCCACGAUUUACAUCUCCAACGUCUUAUUGGCCGUUUCCCCCAAACAGAACUUCUACUUAACCGACAAGGGUUCCUCCAUGAUCGUCCAAGCUGUCUCAACCACACAAACAUUCAAUGUAUAUGGAUUCGGGGAAGGCAACAAAAUCGGAUUAACUAUUCCUUUGAUGGGAAAUCUCUGGAACUCAGCAUACGCAUACGACACCGUCUCCGGUAUCUUGACAUUAAGAAACCUUUUGCUCGAACAGAAGUUCAACAUCGGUACAGGGUACGAUCCAUCAAAGUUCCAAGUGGUCACUGAUUCAGGCUCCGGUAUCCCAUCCACCAUCUUAGGGUCUGUUGCCUAUUACGGGCGUAUUCCAGAAAGAGCAUUGCCCAAGUCGUGUCAAACUCCUUGCAAGCCAGUGCCAGAAGCACCAGGAACAACACCAACACAAUACACCACUACCAUCACCAAAACCAACACUGCUGGCAACACAGUCACCGAAAGUGGUGUUGUAAAUGUUCUGACAGACAAAGGUGGCUCAUGGUUCACAACCACAUCAAUGUUCCCGGCAUUGCCAAGUGACACCAUUUUAUCAACAGUUGAACUAAGCACCACCCAGUUGUCUUCGAGUGCAGAUAUCCCCGUUGAAACAUCAUCAGCUGAAGAAUUAUUAACUGAUACAGCUAGCUGGGAAACCUCUGCAGCCCCAAUUUUACCUACUGAAACACCUGUCUCAAGUCACCACUCUUCUGUGCAACACUCAUCUACUAUUGGAGAAUCUUCUGCCGAUGUCAAGGCCACACAUUCUAGUGAAUUUGGUUUUGAAACAGCCAGCGACUAUAUUAUUAGCGAGCCUUCAACGAGUGAACAUUCAGCUACUUUGUCCCAGUCGUCCGUUGCUGGUGAAACACAUUCUUCCAAGCUUGUAGCUUCUGAUGAGCCAUCAUUCGUCACCCCAAGUGAAUCAUUUAUCUUUAGUGCAUCUGCUUCUUCCCAACCAUCUGUCAGUUCUGAUUCAAUCACACUCACCACACAAUCAGAAACCACAUCGUCUGCUGGCCAAGCAUUUGUCACUUUGGCCGAAUCAGACACUGAAAGUAUUUCAUCUAAAGUCAAUACAUUAGCAUCCGUCACCAAAUCCAGUGAUAUACAAACUGAGUUCACUUCCACUUGGACCACCGCCAACUCCGAUGGCUGUAUUGUUACUGAAUCUGGAAUCAUAAGCCAAUCCGGUACUUCCUUAACCACCUUGACAACCUUCCAACCAGCAACUUCAUUAUCUGUCCCACCAACUAGUGUCAUUGAAACAGAGUUUACAACGACUUGGACCACCGCCAAACCAGACAGUUCAGUGGCAACUGAAUCGGGUGUUGUUAGUCAAUCUGAGACUUUGUUAACCACUCUGACUACUUUCCCUGCACCAUCAUCUGACAUUGUACUUGGAUCCACUUUAACUUGGGAAAGUGACAUUUCCAACGAGCCUAGUGACACAUUAACUGUUAGUGCCAGUUCAUAUGAGUUGGUGAAUGAAUCAUUGGCUGCUACCACGACCACAUCUUUUUCUUCUUCCACUAUUGUUGUUGCUCCCUCCGAAUCUGAUAUCAGUACUAGCAGCUCAGUACUGAAUAACGGCAAAACUGAUUCUGUUUCUGUUUCUGUUCCAAACUCGAACACAUCGUCUAUUGCUCAACAUUCUAAUGGCCCAUUAUCCAUGAUAACCACUGAACUGGUGAACAACAACCCGCUUGCACCUGAGUCAACUAAUCUGAUUGUUACCGCUACUAUCACCAACUGCAACAAGUCCAAGUGUUCUGAAAGUGUUGUCACUUAUAUCACAAGUGUUCCACAUACCACUGUCACUACGGGAGAGUCCAAGAAAGAUAUUUCCACUGCUGGCAACAAUGUCAGUAGUAUUCUGGGUGAGGAUGUUUCCAACACGGGAACCAUCACAAUGGCAGCAUCCACCGAUGGUACAACUCCUCUUGUGGGUAUGUCUGGUUUGAAACCAUCAGUUGUUAACAAUGACACUAACAGUGUACAUGCCACUGCUACUACUGCUGGUGCUGGUGCUGAAAAUGAUGCAAACUUGCCGACCGCAUCAGACAUCCCCGUUGAAAUUUCUGUCAUCAGACCAACUAAUUCUUCGUCUUCUGCAGCAGUUACUAUCCCAUAUGAAAACGGAUCCAAUAAAGAGCCAAUUGAAAAUAUCAAAUACUUGGCAUUGGUGGUUUUCGGAUUAAUGAUGUUUAUGUGA